Messenger RNA from Fusarium verticillioides 7600, 1514 nucleotides. RefSeq lists its product as hypothetical. The coding region runs from base 134 to 745 and encodes 203 amino acids. The transcript is spliced from 2 exons. The record is from RefSeq and is a predicted model, not a curated record. NCBI's taxonomy places the organism in Eukaryota, Fungi, Ascomycota, Sordariomycetes, Hypocreales, Nectriaceae.
CUUUUAUGUAUUUAUCUCCUUGUUUUCCUCGAUUGUAAACUCUAGACUUUUAGUAUUGUUUUCUCUUGCUGUGAACUUGGGGCAUAUACACUCUUUUUUAUCUCGAGUAUCAACACCGGUCAUUACAAUCGAAAUGAUGCGCAACACUCUCGUUCUUGCCGCACUCGCGGUCACUGCCCUUGCUGGACCUUGUAAACCCACCAGCUCUUCCACUGAGCUUGUGUCGACCACUAUCGGGUCGACCGAGUCAUCCUAUAUUGAGACCUCCGUCACCGACGAAGCAACAUCCUCUACAGCCGUCACUGAGAGCACAGACGUAGUCACUUCCAUCGCCAGCUCGGAUGCGACCACUACCGCCGAAGCCACCACGACCUCGGGCUCCGAGUCAACAACAACAGCUCCACCAGAUGACAGCUGUGCAGAAAGCCUCUACGAUAUGAAUGGCGAGCCUGAGUUCACAGAUCGGAUUGCGGACUGCCAGGACCUGAAUAUAGUCACAGUCAGCUCCUACCAAGUGACUAUGACAGUGAAGAAGCGCGGCAACGUUAUAAUCAUCCCUACAAAUCCGAUUGUGCGUCGUGCCGAGGGCGAGGCGGCAACAACUAUCUUUCCGACUGGUGUUCCAGCUUACGCUACAUACUGCGAUAGCCCAUCAGCCUACUAUGAGGCUUGCUCUCAGUUUGGCGUUACUGCGUUCACAACUACAAUUCCGGAGCCUACGACUACUGAGACUAUUACUGAGUAAGGCACAAUGGCUUGGCUUCAUAUUGUAUAGUAAUAACCUUUAUUUCAGAGCUUAAUCUUAGACAAAUCCUAUCUAUCUAAUUUAUUUUUCUUGCGAAGCAGUCGGAAGGUUACCCUAACCUUUGUGAUGCCUUUACUAGCAUAUACUACUUUAUAACUCUUAUUUCACUUAUCGCACGAGGCCGAAGAGGAGGCAGUGUAAUUUAGAUUUCGACGAAUAUCUGUCGGAGGCGGUGAUCUUGAACUCAAUCUUGUUUAUUUCGCAGACUGGUAACUGGGGGCAAUGCUUGUUAAUAAGCAUGCUACUACGAUCUGGAGAUAAAGUAUACAGUCUGGGUUAUUCUCUUUAAUAUCUGUGUAGCAAUUCCUGCAUAUUCUAUUUCCCUAGGACAUGCACAAUAUUGUGUACGGAUUGUAUCUUGGCGUGAGCCGUGCAAAACCUGUCCCAGCGACCAUCCACAAUACCCCUCACGCCAAGCCAGUUUCUCUCAACCAACAGCAUGUAUUCUUUUUCUCAUCGUCACUUGUCCUCAAACCAAGUUUAGCCUAUAUCAAUCCUUCGGGCUGCCUCCUUGCUAACUUUAUUUCGACGACUGUAUGCCAGCCAUUUGCAUCCCGGGUUUCAACCGCCCGACUAACGUGGCAUUUGUCACGGUCUCGACUCUAUGCCAAGCGUCUCUUAUGCAUCAGACAGCAAGCGACAAAGCUCAAAACGGAACUCUUUCUCAGCAGUCAAGGGUCAACCAACAAGAAAGGCUCGUCACCUGCCA